CUCGAGGCUGCCUCGUGACCACCGGGCGCUCGAGUAGAGGUGACCUAGGAAUCUCCGCGACACGCGCGAGAGCACUUCAGCACGACGUAGCUCGCACGCUCGAAAAUGGCUGAACCCAUCCGAGUUCUGGUGACCGGCGCUGCUGGACAGAUCGCCUAUUCUCUGCUGUACAGCAUCGCCAACGGAGAUGUCUUCGGCAAAGAUCAGCCAGUGGUCCUGAUGCUGCUGGAUAUCCCUCCCAUGUUGCCAGUGCUGGAUGGUGUUGUGAUGGAGCUGCAGGACUGCGCCCUCCCCCUCCUCAAAGAGGUGAUCCCCACAGAUCAGGAGGAAGUGGCGUUUAAGGACCUGGACGCUGCAAUCCUGGUGGGAUCCAUGCCCAGGAAGGAUGGUAUGGAGAGGAAAGACCUGCUGAAGGCCAACGUGGCCAUCUUCAAAUCCCAGGGAGCCGCGCUGGACAAGUACGCCAAGAAGACCGUCAAGGUGCUGGUGGUUGGUAAUCCCGCCAACACCAACUGCCUGAUCGCCGCCAAAUCGGCCCCCUCGAUCCCGAAGGAGAACUUCUCCUGCCUGACCCGACUAGACCACAACCGCGCUUGCUCACAGGUGGCGAGCCGCUGUGGCGUCCCAGCGGACAAGGUGAAGAACGUGAUCAUCUGGGGGAACCACUCGUCCACCCAGUACCCCGAUGUACACCACUGUGUCGUCAAUGUGCAGGGGAGCGUGAAGCCUGCCUUCGACGUGGUGAAGGAUGACGACUGGCUGAAAGGAAGCUUCAUCGCUACAGUACAGCAGCGUGGGGCUGCAGUCAUUAAGGCUCGUAAGCUUUCCAGCGCCAUGUCUGCUGCCAAGGCUAUCUGCGACCACAUGAGAAACAUUUGGAUGGGCACUGCUGAGGGUGAGUUUAUUUCCAUGGGUGUGUACUCCAGUGGAAACACGUAUGGUGUUCCUGAUGACCUCAUCUAUUCAUUCCCUGUUACCAUCAAGGAUAAAACCUGGAAGAUCGUCGACGCGCUGACCAUCAACGACUUCUCUCGCGCCAGGAUGGACGCCACGGCAGCGGAACUGGUGGAGGAGCGGGACGCCGCCACCUCCUUCCUGAGCGCCUGACUGGGCACAGGGCCGCCGACACGCCUCCGCCCGAACACCUCGCCACCUCCGCUCUCGCGUCUGUGAAAGCGACGCCCCCACCCCAACCCGCCGCUUCUGCAGGGUGCAGUCUGUUUCGUAGGACGUGCCUGGAAACCCCGAGCGUACCGCAAUCUGUGUACAUCUCUCUAAACGCUGGUGACAGUCGUGUACUGUAGCUAAAUAGGAAUCGUAGAUAUAAUAGUAGGAGCCUAGAACCUUCUAGAUCAUCAAAUCUGUCUAGGGUUGGAUUCUAGAGUUUAGGGGAAGGUUAACAUCCUUUUCCUGUUUCUGUGGAGAACAAGCUCCUAUUUGCAUUCUCUCCUGGGCUCGUGUGGCACUGAUCGGAACGAGCACUGAUCUCCCGUCAGUCCGUUUCCUAAAGAAUACGCUUCUGUGGAUGAGGCAGAGCUGACGUGAGAUCAGCCCUCUUGCUCUGAGAAGUGUUGUGUGGCCCUUGCUCUCACGCAUGUGAGCAUGUUCAGUAAAGACCUCUAACAGCCAGAAGAAGACAGCCGCAGUACUCCGGCGUCCUCAUUUCUGUUUCUGUUAGAAUCCACACAAAUGACCUAGCAGAGAGGAAGUUGUGUGUGUGUGUGUGUGUGUGUGUGUGUGUGUGUGUGUGUGUGUGUGUGUGUGUGUGUGUGUCUGUGUGUGUGUGAGCGUGUGCGUGUGCGUCUGUGAGUCUGUGUGUAAAGCCUUCAAAUACAAAAUUUGAGCUGUUACAUAUCCAACAUGAACUUGAAGCACAUUUGAGAUUGAAUGUGUGUAACAUGAUAAUGGUGCACUCCUUGUAAAAUGACUAAGAUAAAGUGCUGAAACAUUGCUUUGGUUUUGUCUUGUUUUGCCAGUUUUUAGAGAGCCUGUAAUCCACUUUCACUGAGGUCACAGUUUUAGUUCUGCAUUACUGCGUUGCUGCACACUAAAUAAACCAGUUAUAAAUUCUU
This is a messenger RNA of Electrophorus electricus (electric eel), 2072 nucleotides long. RefSeq names its product malate dehydrogenase 1Ab, NAD (soluble) (gene mdh1ab). Gene Ontology annotation, molecular function: L-malate dehydrogenase (NAD+) activity. Gene Ontology annotation, biological process: malate metabolic process. The record is from RefSeq and is a predicted model, not a curated record. NCBI's taxonomy places the organism in Eukaryota, Metazoa, Chordata, Actinopteri, Gymnotiformes, Gymnotidae.